Messenger RNA from Colletotrichum phormii, 947 nucleotides. Its product is annotated as ras family-domain-containing protein. Gene Ontology annotation, cellular component: cytoplasm; nucleus. The record is from RefSeq and is a predicted model, not a curated record. Gene Ontology annotation, biological process: ribosomal subunit export from nucleus; protein import into nucleus. Lineage: Eukaryota; Fungi; Ascomycota; Sordariomycetes; Glomerellales; Glomerellaceae. Gene Ontology annotation, molecular function: GTP binding; GTPase activity. The coding region runs from base 126 to 776 and encodes 216 amino acids. The transcript is spliced from 5 exons.
UUCACUUCGACAAAUCUCUCCAUCUGAUCGGUUUCUUCUGCUUUGCGCCAGCUGCUAACCUCGCGAUCAGCCCCGCUUGUUUACAAUUCACUCGCACCGAACCGAUUCGUUCACCGAUCGCAAACAUGGCCGAAACCCAGACUCCUACCUUCAAGCUCGUCCUUGUCGGCGAUGGCGGUACCGGAAAGACCACCUUCGUCAAGCGUCACUUGACUGGUGAGUUCGAGAAGAAGUACAUGGCCACUCUUGGUGUCGAAGUCCACCCCCUCGGCUUCAGCACGAACUUUGGUCAGAUUCAGUUCGACGUCUGGGAUACCGCCGGCCAGGAGAAGUUCGGUGGUCUCCGUGAUGGUUACUACAUCAACGGCCAGUGCGGUAUCAUCAUGUUCGAUGUCACCUCCCGUAUCACCUACAAGAACGUCCCCAACUGGCACCGUGAUCUCGUUCGCGUUUGCGAGAACAUCCCCAUCGUUCUCUGCGGCAACAAGGUCGACGUGAAGGAGCGCAAGGUCAAGGCCAAGACCAUUACCUUCCACCGCAAGAAGAACCUCCAGUACUACGAUAUCUCUGCCAAGUCCAACUACAACUUCGAGAAGCCUUUCCUCUGGCUUGCACGCAAGCUUGUCGGCAACCCCGCCUUGGAAUUCGUUGCUGCACCGGCUCUCGCUCCCCCCACCGCCCAGGUCGACGAGAAGCUCCUCGAGCAGUACCGCCAGGAGAUGGCUGAGGCUUCCAGCAUGCCUCUGCCCGGUGAACUUUCGGACGAUGACUUGUAAAGAUAGAGACGCGACAUGGACAUGAUCCCAACUCGGUGGAACGGUUGAAAGGACGUCGUGAACCGAAAUUCUCUGGCGCAGACCGGCUAUAGCUGGUCACGGUCAUUAUGGUAGAAGACGGCACGGCCGGUUCGGUAUGGUAGACUCGGAGCUGAGUGGAGGGUUUUACAC